Molecule: messenger RNA, 1312 nt
Organism: Truncatella angustata
Lineage: Eukaryota; Fungi; Ascomycota; Sordariomycetes; Amphisphaeriales; Sporocadaceae
Product: kinase-like domain-containing protein
Exons: 1
Coding region: 293-1174 (293 amino acids)
Source: RefSeq, a predicted model, not a curated record
UAAACAGAUCAUUGGGUGCGCAUACGUCCCGGCAUCUCGACAGGCGAAAGGACUAGGUUAGCUCGUAUCGUUGAGGGCACUACUCGUCCUGCUAAAGAACGCUACUUCCUCUAUUGAAUACCGUUCUUGAGCCCUUUGUGUCAUUGACUUCAUCUGCGGGUCAUCUGCAUCUCCUGGACUCCGAAAGCGCCGUGCUGUCCACCGUCCUGCUCUACCACACCUACGCAGCCUCCCCUCUCCACGUCUGAAACGAGAGAACCCGCGCUCUUUCAAGUUACUGCACAAUCUGAGGAUGACAUCCUUAUAUGUUCCACCCGAAUAUAAUAUAGAAACUCAGCAUGACGGCACCGAACAUCUCGCCAUAAACAACACGUUUGUUCGCCGAUUCUUGACACGACUAGCAUUACACACAACGGCCAAGUUUUAUUCGCGAGAUGGUCUUUGCAUCCCAAUCUCCAAACAUAAAAUUGUGAAGACAGGGCGUCGAAUCCACCUAACGGAAGGUGCAACAAUGAGAUAUCUGGCUGAAAAAACUGCCAUUCCUGUUCCAAAGGUGUAUUGCUCCUUUUUGCACAAAAACAGGGCGUACAUAGUUAUGGAGAGGAUCCAAGGCGAGGAACUACCGAAAGCUUGGAAAAGCAUGUCCGAAGAAUCAAUUGAGGGUGUCUUCGCACAGUUAAGAGCCAUGUUCCAAGAGCUACGCUCCCUGACGCCUCCUCCGGGCACAGGUGUGGAAAGCUGUGUUGGGGGUUCAUUAUAUGAUUCCCGCAUAUCUCGUGGAAAUCCACGUUUCGGUCCGUUCAAGACAAUCCAAGAAUUUCACUUUUGGCUCAGACGAGACUUGAAAGUCGAAGACCUCAAAGAUCGAGAAAAGGACCAGGAUUGGCAUGACCUCGUAGAGCUGAUAAGACGACAGGAUGGGCCGUGGCCUCCGCCAAUUUUUACCCACGGCGAUUUAAAUCCCUUUAAUGUUCUUAUUCGUGGUGGUAAGGUGGUUGGAAUUAUAGAUUGGGAGUUCUCCGGAUGGUAUCCACAUUAUUGGGAAUACACGUCGGCCUGGUUCGGCAAUGUUACUAGGACGGAAUGGCAAGGCAGGCUUGACAAGAUCCUCGAUCGAUCACGCCCUGAGGAAUUUAGAAUGGAAGAGGUUCGCAACAAAUGGUGGGGUGAAUAAACCCUUAUGGAAUGGCGCUUAAUGCAUAAGAUUCGUUCUCCCACACCGAAAGGAGAAGAAGGACUUGUAAAAAGUGCAUAUUGGAAUGCCACCGGAUUCAUGCAUUGUCUGACCAAGCGUUUUCUUAUCACCUAGCCG